This is a messenger RNA of Girardinichthys multiradiatus, 1709 nucleotides long. It is a transcript of the gene snap29, whose product is annotated as synaptosome associated protein 29. Gene Ontology annotation, cellular component: SNARE complex; plasma membrane. The transcript has 6 exons. Gene Ontology annotation, biological process: synaptic vesicle fusion to presynaptic active zone membrane; synaptic vesicle priming; exocytosis. Gene Ontology annotation, molecular function: SNAP receptor activity; syntaxin binding. The record is from RefSeq and is a predicted model, not a curated record. Bases 95 to 874 code for a protein of 259 amino acids. Lineage: Eukaryota; Metazoa; Chordata; Actinopteri; Cyprinodontiformes; Goodeidae.
CUACGAUAUGACGCAGCUACGUCACCAAACGUUACAGGAAGCGCUAACCGUCAGCUGACAGGGAACAACGCCUGGGAUAUCGACAGUGAAAAAGAUGGCCUACCCUAAGUCCCACAACCCAUUUGCUGAUGAUGACGAUGAGGAAAGUUUUAAGCCCAAAAGCAGAAGCUUCGAAGACGAAAGUGACAGUGGGUUGACAGAUGCAGAGAGGAAGCAGAGGAAUCUUCAGCAGGAAGUGAUGCGCACAGCGAAGUCCGCCGUGGACAGCAGUUACCGUUCGCUCAGCCUCAUCUAUGAAUCUGAGAAGAUGGGUGUGGAAACUGCUGAGGAGUUGGUGCGACAGGGUGAGGCCCUGAAGAGGACGGACAAGAUGUUAGACAACAUGGAUGAGGCCAUGAAAACUAGUCAGAGACAUAUCACCUCUAUGAAGAGUGUGUGGGGAGGACUUGUCAACUACUUCAAGGGCAAACCAGAAACAAAGCCAGCACCUGAAGAGCCAAAGACCUACCAGACGAAUGAGAGACUACAGACGGCCAUGUCCAGCAGCAGAGAACACGAAGAUAAGUAUCAAGCUAGUCAUCCCAAUCUAAGAAAGUUGGAUACAGGAGGUUUUGGAGCUGCUGCAUCAAUGGAUGACAGCUCAUCCAGACAGAAUGGAUACCCUCAGAACAGAUACCUGCGGGAGGCUCACCAGAGCCUUGACAACAAUUUAGAUGAGAUGUCCAGUGGCCUGGCAAGACUAAAGAAUCUCGGACUCGGUCUUCAGUCGGAGAUUGAGGACCAGGACGACUCCAUCGGUUCCCUGCUCAACAAAGUGGACAAAAUGGAUGGGAAGAUCAGCAACACCAACCAACAAAUUAAAAACCUAAAAUAAGAUUCACAAUUGGAGUCAUCCAACGUUUGACACAAACUGGCAGCAGAUCAUCCUCACACAUGACCCUGGCCGUUGUUUAUGUAAGAAUGGCCUGUUUUGUUGUGUCUUUUUGUUUAUCUUCUACUAGAAAAAAACAGUGAUUUCUUUUUCAGGAAAUGGAAUGUGCUUUCCACAUUUGCUCUGGUUGUUUGCUUUGUUAAAUUUCACUGCAUCUAUGUCCUAAUGUUUUAGUGUUUUUCCUUCUUUGCCCGAUCACCAAAGAUGUGCAUGUGGAAAGGGUCCUGUUUGUAUUUUAAUUUGAUAGAUGGGGAGAAUUUUAAAAUACUGUUGUUUUUUUUUUUUUGUACACUAUUUAGCCACCUUUCAAAGUAUAAACAAAACACAAGCAAGCAGAAAGUUUUGCUUGAGUCACAUUUGCCUUACAUGUGUCAGAAAUGUCUUUGGAUCUGUGUCUUGAUUACUUUUCAACUGGUGCUUCAUCUGACGGAGUAGCUUGCUUUGAUUUAUUUAAAAUUUGAUUCCUGCAGAAUUUCCUGCAGAAUUUUUCUCAGAUAAUUUUUGUACAACAUAAAUAGUAUCAAGCUAUUGUGUGUAUAAAAACUGCACAGAAGGAAUAAACACAUCAAAGUAAUAAAAAAAAAAGUGAAAGAUCUACUCUGCGUUAUAGUUCCAAGUUCGAAAGACAUGAUUUUUUUUUUCGAAAAAUUAUGUUGAAAGCUUGUUGAUUUGUCAUUUGACAACAGUAUAAUGUUGUUGGGCAAUAGAUGACUCUUGCCUCGUUUGUCAUGCCUUUUAAUUAAACUAAGAUACGUAAUAAAGAACAUUCAUUUUGGGA